Acromyrmex echinatior (Panamanian leafcutter ant) is the source of this 3521-nucleotide messenger RNA. RefSeq lists its product as uncharacterized. Lineage: Eukaryota; Metazoa; Arthropoda; Insecta; Hymenoptera; Formicidae. The record is from RefSeq and is a predicted model, not a curated record.
AUUUUGUAUGCGGCCUUAAGUCGAUCUUAAAAUAAGAACUGACUGAAAAUAUGAACACCAGCCUUUUGAUUGGUUCAUGACAUCUCAAGCACUCGCUUAAGCUCUGUCGAAUCUUGAGCAACAUCUAUGAAUCCGUCCAUGUGUGACAAUAUGGCAGGCGUGUCGUUUAUCAUUCGAUCGAUUUAAAUUACGACAUUGAGGAAACAGAGCCACGGCAGCUAUUUGCAAACACUGGCUUCAUAAUGAUAUAGUAGCGCUUUUUAGCUUGGAUUUUUAAUAGACACGAAAUUAUUGUCUUUACCUAUCGUCUCAAAAAUCAAUAAAAUUGGACUUAUUCGACGCUUAUUUCUGCAUGAAACGAAAGAAUCUGGCAGGAAAAAAUGUGUCGCUCUGCCCCGCGAACCGAGAUUAAAAUCGUUCAACUUAACAACUAUUCAGGUUAAGAUAUCUGUCACAUCGAUGGUAUAAACUAGAGGGACAUGAGAACAUAUUCGAAAAUUCUUUUCCAGGAUUAAAGUAUAUACAAUACGUGUUUGUGAAGUGGAAUUUAUGCCGAAACAGAUGACAAAAAAUUUUAAAAGUGAGAUCUUAGAAAAUUUUUUUGUUCUCGGCAUAAACUCUACCAUGCAGACACGUAUUGAUGCGUAUACUUUAAUAACUAGUUCACACAACUAGUUCACUGAAAAGAUCCGUUCACCAAAAUAGUUUGUCGCGAAUAGAGGCCUAGGUCUAUCAGAAAGGUGAGGAAAUGGUCUGAUUGGCUGGCUAAAUUACGUGAUUCAGCGCCAUUUUCUUAUACACUAAGUAGAAUUAUGCCUACUGCAUAUUGAACGCGAUGAACGAUGAACGACGAGCGAUAUCCAAUAAAAGUUCUGCUUUUUUUCACGUGACAAUACAAAGCAAAACUCUCAUUGGAUGUCGUUUAUCGCUCAUCGCGUCCAGUAUGCGGUAAGCAUUAGCCCGGAUUCUUGUGUGGACAAUAACGCUUUAACCCCGAACGCUGAUUGAUGAAAAACGGGUGAUGGGGGGGGGGGGGGGGAGUAAAUUUUCCCGCCACAACCGGCUUUUCGUCAAUCAGCGUUCGAUGUCAGAGUGCUGUUAGAUUUCGGGUUUAAGCUGCGAUCAAAGUUUCACUUUAAAUGCUUUGAAGCGUUUGAUUGACCAAUUAGAAGAAAGAAUUUUACGAAUUGACCAGCCAAAAAACACUUUAGAGCAUUUGUAACAUCGCAUUAACCGUACCUUAGAUUUUAGUUUUCAAAAAGAAUUAAUCUUACUUCGACAUUUUGACAUGUAUGUAAUACUUCUCGCAUAUAUAAUGUAGAAUGGACUACGGAUGGUGGGGGUAGAAACACCAGUAGAGUGAGAGGCAGAUAAAUGGAUGAACGUUCUUUCUCUGUUUACUAAGCCUGAUUAGUUGUUGAUCCAGCAAGAUACUGUUCCAACCAAUCAUCCAUUUAUCUGUCUCUCACUCUACUUGUGUUUCUACCUCCACCACUGCUAUCGAUAGUCCAUUCUAUAUGUCGAUGGUAAUACUACAUAUAUGCGUUUUGAUUGAUUUUGAUUACUCCAUGGUAAAAGAGAAUGGCGAUGAUUUAUCGAUUUUUCGAUUAUCGACCGCACCUGUCGUUUCUCUGAUUUAUCUAGGACUUUAGUCGCAAACUACUCGUCCAACAUUUUUUCACAUGCAUUGUAUGUAUCGCUAUUGUGAACGCGUUAAUGACUCGAAGCCCACUAAAGACCUUCUAAUUAGAGUCUAUUGUAUGUGUUCUGUGUAGAGUCUGAUCACGCUUUUGAAAAUGACAGUCAGACAUUUUUCUUGCGCUAGUUGUUUGAAAUAUAUGAUAUUGGCCGCGGUCCGAUUCACGCUCACACGCUUAAAAAUCAUUUUAUCCUUGUUUAUCAAAUAUUAAACGAAACAUAUGAUGCUCAUGAGCGUCGUCAGCAUGAAUCGGACCACGGUCAUUAUCUAGCCUUUUGACGACGAAUUGUUGCAAAAAAGUGCGCAACAAAUUAUUUUUACUUAGAAAGACAUACACAAUAAAAAGUUUGUUGCUUGAUGUUGGAUCGUUAGUGAAGCUACGAUACUGAUGUAUUGCAACAUACAGAAGAUAUUGCAACAUUUUAAGAGAGAUUAUUGGAUCAACCUGAGAAUUCCAUGAAAACAGCUGACGAACAAUUUAUUUGUGCUUAAUUUGCGCCAUUUAAAGUUAAAUUUGACGUAUUUUUAGAUGAAAAUACAUUUGAGUAGACAAAUGUACAUUCUAAGAAAUUAGAAAUUGUACUUUUGCGUUCGAGUGUCCUCGUAAAAAUAUCAAAAAGCUAUAUGGAACUACAAGAGACUGAUAUAAUUUGAACUUAAUUGAUGAUUUAACAAUUGGAGAUUAAAGAAUAUAUAGCUAGUUCGGGUUACACUUUAAGAAAAAAUGCAUUGAUUUACUAUAAUAGUCAUUAGAUCAUUCAUAUAGACAUAUCAUAAGUGACAUUUUGAUAUCGUGUAAUCGCGAGCGCUCGGUAAAUACAUAAAACACUGACAACGAGACGAGAUAACUGCCUUAAAUUUUCAAGAUAAGUGACAAUUUGAAUGACGUAAAAACAGAAAUGUUUUAUCUCUACAAAUUCUAUUACAUAUAUGUACUAGUGUAUCUGUAACAUCUCUUCUGCAAAGUCUCCUAAUCAGAUCUCCUUUCCAAAAUCACGCGCAAAUACUAUCUAUUAAAACGAGUUUAUUAAAAGCUGCAGUUAAACAUUUUUUUAUAUAUCUGAAAAAUUAUAAAAUUUUAACAUUUUAUAGAAAUUAUGAAGUUUGUUAAUUAUAUGUUUGUGUGAAUGAGAGGAACAAUUAAGGAACAUUAAGGAGAGGAACAGUAAUAAACAAUAAGAAGAAAAGAGAAAGGAGUUAAUGACCAAAAUGAAAAAUAAUCAGCAUUGCACGAUUCUUAACACGAGUGAGAACAAUUAUCAUCAACCGGUCUCGGCAAAACCUUCAGUUGUUUCAGUAUCUAGUAUCGAUUCCGACGUCAGUGACAGAAGAGAUGUACGAGAAGAAUUGUACGCCGGGAUUUUUAGGAGGCACAGAAAAACUAUAUUGGUAUUAGGCAGUUUUCUCAAAAUGUUAAGGAAAUAUUUGAACAGAUUGCAUGAACUGAGCCGAAUAUACGCCUUAAUUGCUUUAAGAUUCGAACUGCAUCCAAAGUUUUGGUAAAUUCACAAUAUUUUUCAUUUUGCUAUACAUUAUAGAAUUGUAUUUUCUCGUCUUAAAUAUACGUCGUUUCUCAUGUAAAAACAUGAUGUUCAUAUAUUACGGCGUUUAAAUGCUCUUUACGCUUUUACAAUAGAUUGAGAGAAAAUUUUGUUGUACAAUUUAAAAAAAAUGCUACUAAACAUAGAAUCGCUAAUAUGCCGAUACAAUUCGAAACGAUUCAUCAAAUUGAUAACACUUUAAUAUGUACUAAAAUUACUGUGUUAUUAUUGACGAGCUUAAUAUUUAUUAAAGAUAUUUAUCUGAGAGCAUGUAAAUAGAU